AUUAAUUCGAUCUCUCUAUUCUGUGUAUAAAAAAGAAGAGACACCACAGAAAGAGCUUAUUAAUUGAUAGAGCUAGGCUUAGAAUUCCCAAAUUAACGUCUUUUGCUUCAACAAUGAUACACGUGACAAAUCAUGAACUGUCUUUCGUUUUUGGCCUCUUAGGCAACAUUGUAUCGUUCGUGGCGUUCUUGUCGCCAAUCCCAACAUUUCGUGAUAUCUACAAGAAGAAAUCAUCGGGGGGGUAUCAUUCUGUGCCUUACAUAAUUGCGCUUUGCAGUGCAACUUUAUUAUUGUACUACGGCAAUCUCAAGCCUAAUGGCCUUCUGAUUAUCAGCAUCAACAGCUUGGGAUGUGCUAUUGAAAUCUCUUACCUGAUAGUUUAUCUCAUAUAUGCGCCAAGGAAGGAGAAGAGAUUUACAUUGUCGUUGAUUCUAUUGUUGAAUGUUGGAGCCUAUGGUACAGUGAUUCUAGUCGCCCAUUUUCUGCUAACGGGGCACAAGCGAAUCGCUGCGGUUGGGUGGAUAUGUGCCGCCUAUAACUUAGCAGAAUUCGUGGCUCCUUUAAGCAUCAUUAAAAAGGUUAUUACAACAAAAAGUGUGGAGUUUAUGCCAGUUUCUCUGUCAUUUUCCCUUACACUCUGCGCCACCAUGUGGUUCUUCUAUGGAUUUUUUAUCAAGGAUAUAUUCAUUGCGGUUCCAAAUGUGGUGGGAAUUUCAUCUGGAGUCACUCAAAUAAUUGUAUACUUCUUAUACCGUGGUUCUAACCAGAAGAUUACUGAAGCCACCACCUCGGAGACACAUGCAGCUCAACCUGAACAAACAGCAGAGGUGACGAUAGUUGUUCAAAGCAAGUCGGUUGAAUCAAUUGAGAGCGAUAUUGUCUGAUCAACUUUUGUGCUGAUUUUCUCUUCCAAGAGUAAAUGCUUGAGUUAAAGAGCCAGAUAACUAGAUUAAUACUGACAAAAUAAUGAACCAUGGAUUCACCUUUUCCGAAUGUAUUGAACAUCAGAAUAGUAAAUGUAGUAAUAUGAUAAGCAAAUGUAAUUAUCUUGAUGAUCUUAUGAAGGGAAAUAUUAACAUGUA
Mangifera indica (mango) is the source of this 1082-nucleotide messenger RNA. Its product is annotated as bidirectional sugar transporter SWEET9. The transcript has 6 exons. The coding region runs from base 114 to 884 and encodes 256 amino acids. Gene Ontology annotation, cellular component: membrane. The record is from RefSeq and is a predicted model, not a curated record. NCBI's taxonomy places the organism in Eukaryota, Viridiplantae, Streptophyta, Magnoliopsida, Sapindales, Anacardiaceae. Gene Ontology annotation, biological process: carbohydrate transport. Gene Ontology annotation, molecular function: sugar transmembrane transporter activity.